AUGGAUUGGUUGGCGUUUCUGUUUUGUGUUUUAAUAUGGGCGUUACACGUGUCGAAUACUCAGUCACAAGGUUCUACCAACACAGAAUCUGCGAUCAACGUCCCGUCGCUGCGCAAGAGUACGUGCCAAACUCCUACUACAGUUGAUGAAUGUAUUGAGUGCACCUGUGACGAUGGAGUGCAGACCUGCAGAAAUGUGUGUCAUACUCUUGGUUAUCGAAGGAAAGGAAGCGAAUGCUUUAGUGGACAACCGAUUCCGGAUCCCGAUGGAUGCAAUACUUGUAUUUGUUUUGAAGGAGAGAUACGCUGCACGCGCAACCAAUGUGAUUUAGAACACGAUUAUGAAGGUAAAGAAUGUACUACACCGAAGUAUAUUUUGAAACCAGAUGGAUGUAACUUCUGCUUUUGCUCGCCUGAAGGGAGAUUGAAAUGCAGCAAUGAAAUCUGCAUACCAGAGUUUCAGUGUAGCAAGGAUAAGGCUGGAAUAUUUCGACCAGACAGCUGUAACGUGUGCGCAUGCGUGAAUGAUCGCCUGAGGUGUACGGCCAACAAAUGUCUAACAGCAAUAACUGAACCAUAUCUUCCACCAGCUUUAAGUUUAAUUAUUGAUCCACAAAUAAAAACGAGAUUUCAUGAAGACGAAGGACAAACUCCACUACCGCAUAGUAAAUGUACCAAUACCAUUUGUUGCCAUUGUCUUAAACGUAUGCUAGCAGGCUAUAUGGGAUCUUCUUCAGAGAAUUAUGACGACUUGUUCAAUGAAGGAACACAAAUUCAAAAAAAUAUAUCAAGGGGUCCAUUAUUUGAUAUCAUUGCUCAGAUAUGCAGUAAAAACCAGUCACUUGUUGAACAAAGUCAUGCAUAUCAUGGUUUCAAAGAAGAAGUCAAACUGCAUUCUAAUAGUUUAUCAAAAGACACAAGUAAAUUGAUAAAAAUAUUGGCCACUUCAUCAAAUAAUCCAGCCCUUGGUGAUAUAAGUGAUAGAUUUUCCUCAUCACAACAAGAACAUGAUCAAAAAAAUUAUCAAAGUAAUAAUUUUCCAAACCUCGCAACGGAACAUUUAAUAAAACCACCUUCAAUUGUAAACUACUCGACUAAAUUAAUUACUGCAAGCUCCCUAAGUAAUCAAACAAAUUUAGUUGUCCCGGAUAAGGAACCUUUGUAUCGGGACUCGUUUUUGCCAACAGAAGGCCGUCAAGAAAUCGUUUCAAAUUCAGUUUCUCUCUCUGCCCCAGAAUAUCCUAAACAUAUUGAUAAAGUUUUCCCGUUUAGCGAUGAGAACGAAAAAUUGAGCAAUGAUUAUUCUUCUCUUACUAUAGCCCCUAUGGAUGAGCCUAGAAUUAUUUCUAAUUCAUUACAAUUUGGACCCUCAGAUCAACAUACCAUUAUACCAGUAAUGUCUAUCCAAAGUACGGAAGGCAUAGCGAAUAACAAAAUACAAUCUCUUCAUUUAGUGCCACAAAAUGUACCAAACGCAGAAGUCGUAACUUCAGAUGAAUAUCAUCAAUACAAGCCGAUCGAAUCCAGAAUAAUAUCCUCCGCAAACUCUGCUAAAUCUGUCAUAGAAAAUAAUAACGAGAAAUCAAUGAUUGAUGAAAUUAACCAGAUUAUACAGCACACGUCACAAACUCAGCUUGAACCAAAUCCAGCAACAUACAAUUUGAAUCAAUUGAAACAACAAGAAGAUUACCAAAAUCCUAACAUACCCCAAAUACAUGAAAAUAAUAAUUUUGAAUCACUUUCAUUACAAAAAAGUCUGAAUCAAUAUAAUGAUUCCUCUAUUCAAGUUGAAACAGAAUCCGAUUUAACAAGUCAAGUUAUUUUAAACAAAAUAGAGGAUGCAUUACAAAUUAAGAGUCCUGUUACUGGCUCAACGUUGGUCCAAGAUCAAAAUCAACUGAAAGAUAUAUCAAUUACAAAUUAUCAUGAUAUGAGCCAGAUAGUACCAAAUUAUAACUUUGAUCAGGAUGUUAAUCGUACACCUCAGAACACCAGAAUACCACCACAAAGUAACAGGGGUUCCUCUGAUUUUCAUGAUAAUCAGUAUUUUCUCAACCGUAAUCCGAGUCUUCAAAUAAACCAUCAGCCAAAUGUACCGGCCCGAUUUUUACUUCCGCCUAGGUCACAAUUUAAGCCCAGAUCAUCUUACACUCAUAAUGUGCAUGAAAGGAGACCUCGACCCGUUUUUGUACCAAAUCAAGCUCGGACUCCCAUGCUUCAUAAUAAUAUUGCCCAAUCUCAGUUAUACCACAGACCCAUUCCUACAUCACAAAACUUCCAACCUUCAAAUAAUUUAAUAGCUUAUAGACCAAAUUCUCCAAAUCUUAUCCGUGAGCCUCUAAAGCUUCAGCAAUUUCCGCACGGUGAUACACUUGUGCAUGGUUCUACGUAUAAUGGAAACUUGCACAGCGGUGAAACGACACUAUAUAAAGACCAACUAUAUAAACAUGUGGCCCUACCAGACCUUACCGACCCAUUACUAGCUGAAGUAUAUCAACAAAAGAAUGGACGGCUAAAUGGUCAUCCUCGCAUUCAUCCUUAUACUAUGCACCCAAAUAUCCAGAGUCAGCCACAUAAUGUAGCUUAUGUUCCUUUGAAACAGGCUAUAAAUCCAUUCAGAAUACCGAAUGAACGCAAUUCUGGCUCUUUAAAACAUAUCACACAAAUGCCCAAGCCAGCUCAACCUAUCUUACUCCCACAAAAGCAAAUUGCAAUACAACAGCCACCAGCACAGCACAGCAAACUAAUAUGGGAGGGUCAAAGAAGACCCCUUAAUCAAUUUAGGUAUCCACAUUAUUUAGAUCCAAAUCCUUCACACCAAAAAAACUUUCAAUAUUUACCUUCUCAAAUGAUACCUAAUCGACCAGUAUUUGGCAGUAGUGAACUUUCCAGUGAAAUACAAUACUCACCCCGUCCUACUCGACCCGUUAACUUCCCAUAUAAACGUCCAGUGAAUGAAAAAAAACAAUAUUAUAAUAAAAAUAGACCAGACCAGAUGCUAGGUCAGUUUAAACAGCAAAAUGGAUUAUACAAAAGUAAUAGCUAUGAAUCAAUUUUUGCUCCAAUGCCAGGACAAUUUCCUAAUGCCAAUGUUGCAAAUCAAUUUCAAAACCAAGGUGCACCACGACCUAAUCUUCAUCCGGGAGUUACAGAUAAUCCCAAAUCUCCUGUUACGAUACAAUAUGUUGUAUCAGAUCCUCCCAAAGGUACUGAAAACAUAAUGAAUCAUAAGUAUCCUGAUAAAGAUGAAAAAGAAUAUCAUGACAAUCAGAAUGAUGCGAGUCUGUUGGUUCAGUCUGAUGAUCACGAUCAAUAUGUAUCACCUUUAUCCUUUGAAAGUCAAGUGAAUGAUAUUCUUUGGAACAACAAUAAUGAAAAUUUGCUUCAGGCCACUACUUCUGACCAAUCGCCUUUGAUUAAACUCGACAGUGGCCAUCAACAAGAGAUCGAUAAGAUAUUUAAUGACUAUGAGGAUAUGUCUGAAAAUCAAAAUAGCGAAAUUGAUUUGGAAAUGAAAAGUUCUUACAAAGAAUAUAACUCUGCUGAAAAUCAAGACGAACUACCACUAACCGAUAGUUCAGUUAGCGACAUUGGAUUGCAGGAAAAUAAAGACGUAUAUAAUUCCGUUGACGAGUUUUACAAAGUUACGCCUAACCUAAUUCAAGAUGAACCUGUGGCAUUGACUACUUCAAAUAACCCUUCCUUAAAUUUAUAUAGUUCCGUUGACGAGUUUUAUAAAGUUAUGCCUAACCCAAUUCAAGAUGAACCUGUGGCAUUGACUACUUCAAACAACCCUUCCUUAGAUUUUCAUGACCAAGAUGAAAAAGUAGACGCUUAUGAAACAACUACAGAUUUCGAAGAAUCUUUGUACGACUCAGUACCUACUAAUGGCCAAAGCCCUCAAGAUUUUGGAUUCAAAUUGAAUGAGAUGGAUCUAUCCGAUGUAUCACAAUCAUCAAAUCCACAAGAACCCUCGUUAGUUAAAAGAAUGGAAUUAAAUGAAACAACUACAGCUACAACUGUAAAUUGGUUGGAGAAUAUUACUGAAGAAAUCUAUAAUACGACUGAUAGCUUAAGUAUAUUGUCAGAAUUUUCAGAAAAUCUAUCUACAGCAAACAAUAUUGUAGAUAAAAUGCUGUAUAGCAGUAUAACCACUGAAGAAUUACAAACAAUACUAAAUGAUGUCAAAUCAGAAUUAGAAUCAAAGGUUCAGUUUGAUAACAAUAACGAAACGGACUUUAUAUAUGACCGCUUUAUGGAUGAUGGUCCUACGUUUUCUGAAGAUGGCGGUAUGAUAGAAUCUGCAGAAAACCUACUGGAAAUCCAUACUACAUCAGAAGAUUCAAAUGUGAAAGACAUUGAAACAGUUACUAACUUUAAAGAAAUUGAUUCAACUACGACAGUAGCUUCAGUGAAUCUUGAAACUUCUUUGUUGCCAAAAAUUUUCAAUUCUCGAGUAAUAUACAAACAGAAAGAUCAAAAAGAGGAAUGUGGCGAAGGAACGCAAUGGAUUAGAAACUGUUAUGGUUGCUCCUGUGAAAACGGGAAAGCAAUAUGUUAUAAAUUGCCUGCUUGUGUACUGAGAAGUUUUGGAGAGCCGAUGACAUGCAAACCUUAUUCUCGAUUCAAGAUGGGUGAUUGUUAUACUUGUGUAUGCAAUGGAGAUGGUGUAGCCGAAUGUGAUUCCACUGGCUGUACGAAAGAGCUAGGAAAUGAAAUGCUGGCUGUUGGAGAAAAACCAAAUAAUCCAGAAGAUUCAACAGAGUCUGGGUCAGCCAACAAACAAUAUUAUGAUGAGGAAAAAAGUGAUGAACUAAUACAUCAUUCAAGCUACAAAAAGUUGUCCAAGGAAUGUACCAAACAAAUCGUUUAUCCGACUUGCGAGCCGGGCACGACUUGGAUCAGUGCUUGCCAUCGUUGUGAAUGCAAAAAUAACAGUAGACAUGAAUGUACUCCAGUGGAUGGUUGCGAAUUGGACGUUCUUGGGAAGGGGAAACCGAGUCGAUGCAAGCCGAAUUCUAAGUUCUACCCAAAGACGACCGGCAUGCCUUGUGUUGAGUGCUACUGCAACGACGAAGGAAUUCCUUACUGCCCAACGCCUAACAAAUAAUCAUUAUUGUAAUAUAACUUUAAUUUUGUACGCAUGUCUAUGUUAUUCCUGAUGGUUGAGACUAUUUGACUUUUUAUAUGUUUCGUAAGAAAUGUUGACCGAUUCAUUUUCAUUAAGGCCAAAAAAGUUUUACUUAUUAAUUCAUUGAAUUUAUAUACUUAAAUGACUGGUAUAAAAAGGCUGA
Messenger RNA from Helicoverpa zea (corn earworm), 5293 nucleotides. RefSeq lists its product as uncharacterized. NCBI's taxonomy places the organism in Eukaryota, Metazoa, Arthropoda, Insecta, Lepidoptera, Noctuidae. The transcript has 11 exons. The record is from RefSeq and is a predicted model, not a curated record. The coding region runs from base 1 to 5109 and encodes 1702 amino acids.